AUGGCAUAUGGCCUUUUAAAUCCCCUUUCCAGCACCUCACCCUUAUUUUUAUUUUUCGCUCAUGCCGCCAUGGAAGAGAGCAUUUUCGUCAUUGGAGGGCAGCCUUCGCAGCAGACUGGCUCGACGCGUGUUGAUGAGUUCAUGGUGAAAGAACGGCGCUGGUAUCAAAGGGCGCCCCUGGCCGUUGGGCGCCAAGAUCACGCAGCCGCAAUUGUGAGGGUUGGCUCUGUAGACAGGGUGGGCGCAGAGAAAUCACUGGUCGGCAUAUUUGGCGGAUCCUUUGAGCAAGGCAAUGACUGGUCACGCAUUACUUCCUGCGAGUUGUAUGAGGUCAGUCAAGACAGGUAA
This is a messenger RNA of Dibothriocephalus latus, 348 nucleotides long. The record is from the annotation of a GenBank genome assembly. NCBI's taxonomy places the organism in Eukaryota, Metazoa, Platyhelminthes, Cestoda, Diphyllobothriidea, Diphyllobothriidae.